CAUAGAUAUAGAGCUACUUUCAAAGACUCAUCAAGACUUAAAUUUAACUUAUAAGCGUCCCUAAAUCGGUCUUUCUGCAUGGAAGUUGAAAGCCAGGGCCUCUUGGUCCCGAUUAAAUAAACAGCCUUUCUCAUAAAUUUAGGUUAUUUUUGUCUAUACAGCUAGCAUACAUUCAGCCGAUUGCAUCGCCCAGCCGAUCUUCUGGCUGUAUAGCUGUGAACAGCCGUACACACGUUUGGCUGCUUGACGCGUGUGUGCCACGUCGCCGUCGCUGUGGUUGCUUCGGGAGUUGUCAGCUUUCCGCGGUCGUACAGGACUGGAGCGGAGAGCUCCGGCGCGCACGUUGCGGCUGCGGCGCAAACAUGUUUCUCGCGUGUUGGAGCUGGUUUUGCGUGGCUCUCGUGUCUUAUGUCAGCGGAGCAAAAAUCCCGGAUCCUGAGGUGAAAAUUGAAGUUCUGCAUAAACCGUUUCUUUGCCACCGCAAAUCCAAGUAUGGGGAUCUCCUGCUGGUUCACCAUGAGGGAUUUCUAGAAAACGGCACGAUGUUCCACUCCAGCCGUGUCCAUGGCGAUAAGCAUCCCGUGUGGUUCACGCUGGGGAUUCGGGAGGUGAUCCGGGGCUGGGAUAAAGGCCUGCAGAACAUGUGCACAGGGGAACGCCGAAAACUCACCAUUCCCCCCGCCCUCGCCUACAGCAAGGAGGGAAAAGGAAAGAUCCCGCCAGACAGCACCCUGAUCUUCGACAUUGAGAUCAUGGAGAUUCGCAACGGACCCCGAUCCCACGAGUCCUUCCAGGAGAUGGACCUCAAUGAUGACUGGAGGCUGUCCAAACAGGAGGUGAAGGAAUACCUGAGGAAAGAGUUUGAGAGACAUGGCUACCCCCCCAAUGACACCCACCAUGAGGUGAUGGCGGAAGACAUCUUCAAGAGGGAGGAUAAGAAUAAUGACGGCUUCAUAUCCGCCAGAGAGUUCACCUACAAACACGACGAGCUGUAGCCAAUGAGGAGCCUCUCAGAAGCUGCCAAACUCAUCCAGGGUCCCUGUGUGUUUGGCUGUGACAGGCUGUCAUUUUGAAGUGCAGCAGUGUUACAGCAGGUGUGAUUAUUCCACAUAACUUACAGCUUCAGGUUGAAUUGUCAAAAAUUCAGUGUAAUUACCCAGGUGCCCCUCAGCUCAAUGUCUGAUAAGUCUUUUAUAUCGUGCUUUUGUUACUGUGUCAUUUCUGCUGUAUUAUAAGGUAUUUCUGUGAAAUGUUUACACUGUGUGCAUAUGUAUGUUCUGGUGAUUUUGGCUUUAACCAUUACAGACUGAACUGCUAUCCUUAGCAAUUGGGCUGUGGACCAAUGACAUUUUAUACACAUGAAAACAUUUUAACCCUGACCCUGACCCAAUACCACUAGCUUCCCUGAAAGUGUGUUGUAACAGGCUGGUGCAGUCAGGACAGGAAGACUCACGGCCACUGGGAUGACUAGUUUUAUUGUAUUACACACAGAAAGCUGCAAUACAAUGAUACAAAAGGAUAAAGGACUGUAAAUAUCCCAAAGCUAAAUGAACAUGAACACUUCCAUUCAGUGAAUAUUUACAUGUGUACCUCAUACAAAAGUGUUUCUGGAGAAAUCUGUAAUCUUCAUACUUGGGACAGUAUUGCAAUUGCAUUCUCUCGCAGUACAUUUGAGCACUGAUAAGGAUGAACCAGGAGGUGGCGCUGUUGAGUCUUCACAACAAUAAUGCAACAUUUUCUUUUUUUUUUUUUUUUACAAUUUUCCACAAUAAAAAUUAAAAAUAUAUGUCCCAGAUACCUCAAUUCCUACUUUAAUAAUGCUUUAAAACAGCAGACAGACAUUUUAUGGGGAAUGUGGGUGCACAUGGGUUGCUGGAUUGUCAUUCUGAUGCACAGCCGGUGGCAGGUGCAUGAACAGCAGGGCGUUUCACGCGGCUUUACUUUGCUGUUUGUUUCUGUCACGAGCUGCGUGUGUCUGACGAGCUGCGCGUGUCUGACGAGCUGCGUGUGUCUGACGAGCUGCAUUCGUUACUUACAUAUCGAAUACAAAGCAUUUGGGAUCCUUCAGUGAAGCAGUGGGGUGUAGGUUAGGAACUAAAUAUUUGCCCCGCCCCUGUCAGUGCAAUGUUAAAGGUUGUAUCCAAUCAGCACUCAGCUCCCAUCACUGUCCAAUCACAGCGCAGAGGGACAGGCCGGAAGCCUGCCCUGAAACGGCACAGCCUGCUGUAACUCAAUAUGCACAGACUUUAUUACGGUUUCGUAAUGUUCAUCACAUAUCUUUCAUCUGCUGAGUCACUUAUUAAUUGCAGAGAUACUGACAUCCUUUUGGACUUUGGAGGCGCAACAGUUUUAUUUACAUGAAGCCAAAAGUUUCUGAAGAAUUCGCUUGUUCUUGUCUUGUGUCUAAUGUUUUUGUGGGGACGUGAGCUAAAGAAUAAAGGCCAAGCUGUGCCGCUUCUGAGUGGUUUGCAUUCCCGCUGUUAGUGCAGCUGUUCUUCAGACAUUAUUAAAGUAUGCAAUAUGCCACAUGGCCUGGGGGUCAAAGGUCAUGCCCACUGUGGUGGGGAGUGUCUGAUUAUCUGUAAGGACCUGGCAGCGACACCAGUCAACCAGUCAUUCGAUCAUUAAAGCAGUCCAGUCAGUGCAUACCCACAGCAGGGCCUUGGCUCUGUCACCCAGUUCAUCCCCAGUGCUGCCCCAGGACUGGCUGCAGUGGAGUCACAUGGUGCGCUCUCAGGGCGGGGCCUCCUCGCACCCCACCCACAC
This is a messenger RNA of Megalops cyprinoides (Indo-Pacific tarpon), 2766 nucleotides long. RefSeq names its product peptidyl-prolyl cis-trans isomerase FKBP14-like. Lineage: Eukaryota; Metazoa; Chordata; Actinopteri; Elopiformes; Megalopidae. The transcript has 4 exons. Gene Ontology annotation, molecular function: peptidyl-prolyl cis-trans isomerase activity; calcium ion binding. Bases 363 to 995 code for a protein of 210 amino acids. The record is from RefSeq and is a predicted model, not a curated record.